AUGGAGGACACAGGCCCAGUUACCCAGGAGCCUCCUAAGAUGGUCUGUAAAUAUGAAGAGGUGAGUGAUGAGGAGGAAGAGAAGAAUCACACACGACACAUCGGCCUCCAUUUCAUGAAUAACUUGGAGAGAAGAAGUGUGGACAUCAAGGAAGAGGACUGUGAAUGGGAAUAUGUGCCCUUUUCUCAGGACUGUCCUACCAUUAAGGAGGAGGACUGUGAAUGUGAGCCAACAUUUGACAGCAGUGACAUGCAGGAAACUGAAAUAAGAAGUGUGAAAAAAGAAGAAGUAAAAUGGGAGUUUGUGUCUCAGCAGGCGAGUUCAGAUGUCACAGGAUCAGGUCUCACUCUGAAGAGUCCGCACACCCUGCAGUGUCACUCUGUCCUCGUGAAGUCCGAGUGUUUGGAGUCUGACGUGACCAGGAUUAAGAAAGAGUUAAGUUCCUGUCCUUCUGGAGAAGGUUUACAAGAAAGUGACACCCUCUCUCCAUCAUCAUCUCCUCUUCACUGCAAACUGUCUCAAAAUGAAAACAUAAAGAAGCCGGAGUCUGAAGUAGAGAAAUGUGGCAAACAGUUCUCCAGGAGUUACUCUCUGCAUUAUCAUAGAAGAAUUAACACUGGAGAGAAUCAAUUUUGCUGUUCUGACUGUGGUAAGCAAUUCUCCAGAAAUAGCUAUCUUCAUAUCCAUAGACGGACUCACACUAGUGAAAAUCCAUAUUGCUGUUCUGACUGUGGUAAACGAUUUCACACCAGUGGUAAUCUUCAAACUCACAGAUGGGUUCACACUGGAGAGAAGCCAUAUUCCUGUACUGAAUGUGGCAAACGGUUCUCCAGGAGUGACACUCUUCAUUCUCAUAGAAAAAUUCACACUGGAGAGAAACCAUAUUGCUGUUUUGACUGUGGUAAACGAUUCUCUAGAAAUAGCAGUCUUCAAAACCACAGACGGAUUCACACUGGUGAAAAGCCAUAUUCCUGUACUGAAUGUGGCAAACGGUUCUCCAGAAGUGACACUCUUCAUUCUCAUAGAAAAAUUCACACUGGAGAAAAGCCAUAUUUCUGUACUGAAUGUGACAAACAGUUCUCCAGGAGUGACACUCUUCAUUCUCAUAGAAAAAUUCACACUGGAGAGAAACCAUAUUACUGUUCUGACUGUAAUAAACAAUUCUCUACAAGUAGAGGCCUUCAGGUUCACAGACAGAUUCACACUGGUGAAAAGCCAUAUUCCUGUUCUGACUGUGGUAAACAAUUCUCUACAAGUAGCAAUUUUCGAAGCCACAGACGGAAUCACACUGGUGAAAAGCCAUAUUCCUGCAAUGAAUGUGACAAACAGUUCUCCAGGAUUGACAAUCUUCAUUCUCAUAGAAAAAUUCACACUGGUGAAAAGCCGUAUUUCUGUUCUGACUGUGGUAAACAAUUCUCUAGAAAUAGUAAUCUUCAAACCCACAGACAGAUUCACACUGGUGAAAAGCCAUAUUCCUGUUCUGACUGUGGUAAACAAUUCUCUACAAGUAGCAAUUUUCGAAGCCACAGACGGAAUCGCACUGGUGAAAAGCCAUAUUCCUGCAAUGAAUGUGGCAAAGGGUUCUCCAGGAGUGACACUCUUAAUUCUCAUAGAAAAAUUCACACUGGAGAAAAGCCAUAUUCCUGUCCUGAAUGUGACAAACAGUUCUCCAGGAUUGACAAUCUUCAUUCUCAUAGAAAAAUUCACACUGGUGAAAAGCCGUAUUUCUGUUCUGACUGUGGUAAACAAUUCUCUAGAAAUAGUAAUCUUCAAACCCACAGACAGAUUCACACUGGUGAAAAUCCAUAUUGCUGUUCUGACUGUGGUAAACGAUUUCACACCAGUGGUAAUCUUCAAACUCACAGAUGGGUUCACACUGGAGAGAAGCCAUAUUCCUGUACUGAAUGUGGCAAACGGUUCUCCAGGAGUGACACUCUUCAUUCUCAUAGAAAAAUUCACACUGGAGAGAAACCAUAUUGCUGUUUUGACUGUGGUAAACGAUUCUCUAGAAAUAGCAGUCUUCAAAACCACAGACGGAUUCACACUGGUGAAAAGCCAUAUUCCUGUACUGAAUGUGGCAAACGGUUCUCCAGGAGUGACACUCUUCAUUCUCAUAGAAAAAUUCACACUGGAGAAAAGCCAUAUUUCCAAAGAAAUGGAAUAGAUUCAAAGUGGAACAUAAUCUCUAAUAAUGAGAUACUGGCAAGGACUGUGAAAGUUUUGAGAAAUUAA
Molecule: messenger RNA, 2232 nt
Organism: Erpetoichthys calabaricus (reedfish)
Lineage: Eukaryota; Metazoa; Chordata; Cladistia; Polypteriformes; Polypteridae
Product: zinc finger protein 665-like
Exons: 3
Coding region: 1-2232 (743 amino acids)
Biological process (GO): central nervous system development; regulation of transcription by RNA polymerase II
Cellular component (GO): nucleus
Molecular function (GO): DNA-binding transcription factor activity, RNA polymerase II-specific; RNA polymerase II cis-regulatory region sequence-specific DNA binding
Source: RefSeq, a predicted model, not a curated record